UGGUGGCUACUGCAAAAGCCAAAAGCAUGAAAAAGAAAGGAAAACCAGUACCAAAACUGACAUGUACAGAUUCCCUCACUAGCCUACUCUCCCUAUCAGUUUUCUUUCACUUAACUAUUCGAACACUUUUACUUCUUCUUCUUCUUCUUCUUCCUCCUCCUCCUCAUUCUUGUUUCUUCCACUUGGAAGAUGAGAGGCCCUGGAAGACCCCUCUCUGAGCUGUUGCAAGAGCAGCAGGAGCCAUUUGUGUUGGACGUUUACCUGGCUGAGAGAGGCCACUACUGCUCGGAGAGGCUUCUUCUCCUUGCAUCCAAUAAGUCUUCCUCUUGCACCUUUUGCUGCCAUGGUAAUGCAUCAAAGAAGCUGCAGUUCUUUACCAGCCACGGCUUCAUCAAGUGUUGGAAGAAUGCCUUCACCUCGUGUCACAAAACUCCUAACAACCAUCAUCAUCAUCAUCAUCAUCACAGCAAUUACAGUGUUGAUCACUUUUCUUGUUUCAGAUGAUGCGGAGGUUGUUCUUAGCUUGCCAAGGAAAUUUCUCAGCAUCUUUAAUGAGAUUCUUGAGGCUGCUUACACCCCUGCAUUUCAUCAGCUCAUCGGAUCUAAAAGAAGAGCUGUAACCGAGAAAAACAUUCAUGAGAAGAUACUCUUAGUGGAGAGGCAGCAGAGACAUUUAACGUGCAACAAAAGGCAUUUGGUGAUCUCUUCAGAGUUUUCAUGUCUCAGUAAUUUGGAGUGGAGUGGACUGCAAUCUGAUCUGGUUGGAGAGGUUGGAGUGGAGAUAGGAGCUGCACUUUUGGAAGACAUCAAAGAGGAAACAAUCUUAGACAUGAUAGCUCAGGAAGUAUACUGCCUGUCUCAUGUAAAAGUCGUAGCAGCUGGCACUGCAUCGAGAGUAGAAGGACCGCAACAACUUCCAAAAAAACUUUUCAUAUUUUGAUCACCCAAGUGAUCAUAUUAAUUUUCUCUUCCAACAUUGAAGACAUAAAGAAACAAAAGUGUGGCCAGAUUCAGGAAGAAGACAAAGUGAAGACUGUAAGCAUCUUGAUACAGCUUCCUUUCUAUCUCGGUCCAACAGUUCAGUUUCAA
Molecule: messenger RNA, 1089 nt
Organism: Zingiber officinale
Lineage: Eukaryota; Viridiplantae; Streptophyta; Magnoliopsida; Zingiberales; Zingiberaceae
Exons: 3
Coding region: 344-940 (198 amino acids)
Source: RefSeq, a predicted model, not a curated record